UGUGUGCUAUCCCACCCUUCCCACCUCUACUCUUAUCCUUCUCCAUCAACUAUUGAUGCUCCCCAAAGAGCGUUCUUGACAAGGUCCAACUAACUUGGCAACAGGUCGAUGACGAAUCGCGAAUCGCGACCGUGAUGAUCGAUCAUCGACUGAGCGACCUGAUGGGCUGAUCGUAUCGAACCGACCCGCUGCGUCAACAAGCCCUACACCGAUUCGUACGACUGUCACGACGUCCCUUCAAUACGGUCUCACCGCCCACCAUGCCCAGCAACGCCCAAAUCGAUCCGCUCCUCACCGAGCUGUUCGAACGCUCCCCGCUCCCGCCUCUCGAACCCGGCAAGACCGUCUAUUCGACAUCGCUUCAGACCCGCAUCAAAUCCCUCCAGACGACUCCGGCUGUCAAGGCCGCUCUGAACCUCGCCAACGACGAUAUAAAGGGCUGUCACGAUAUCGUCGAAAAGAUGCAAGGCGAGAGCACGGCCGAUUGUCUUCACGCGAUACUGCAUCGGCGAGAAGGCGACUAUUGGAAUUCGAAUUGGUGGUGGUCCCGAAUCCAACACCCCCUAUUCCCGUCCACCCGCCAAUGCAAAACCUUUGUCAACGCCUGCGAAAAGUCGACUCCGGGAUCGGAAGAGGACGGAGAAUUGCGAGAGCAACAGUGGCAAGAGAUGAAGAGGGUCGUCCGAUGGGUCGUCGAUAACAAGGCUUGAGAGAUAUAGGGGGAGGUGCGGUCCGAGAUAGGGGUUAGGGAUUGUAUCGCUUACGUCCAACUGUAUCCAUACUUCUUAGCGGCACUCCGAAUCCAUGAAUCGAGUACGAUAUUAUAUGACUCCGAAGAUCCGUCUCUCAGGACCCAUCAGCCAUGAUAUAGUCAUCGAGAACGAUGGAUCACGAAUGGCCGCACGAAUUCGUGGUUCACAUUCGCCGUUUCUUGGCCUUCCCAUCAGGUUUGGCGUUCUAAGCCCUGCUCACUACGGAGAUAGCUCAGCUUCAUGACCUGGACUCAAAGGCGCUCUAGAUCAUCAGCCGUGAGAGUGUGCCUUGUCCCCCUGCCUUGAGGAUCUGCUCGAGCAUUGCCACACAUUUGUCUCUUGCGGAUGGUAUCCAGACUGGCGCGAGUGUAUACUGCAUCGACAGGUGUAUGAGCAGGUAGCCACAGUC
Messenger RNA from Filobasidium floriforme, 1161 nucleotides. RefSeq lists its product as uncharacterized. The record is from RefSeq and is a predicted model, not a curated record. The coding region runs from base 261 to 710 and encodes 149 amino acids. Lineage: Eukaryota; Fungi; Basidiomycota; Tremellomycetes; Filobasidiales; Filobasidiaceae. The transcript is spliced from 3 exons.